AAUAAGAAAAUUACUGAAAUGAGUUCGCGGAGUGUAAUGAUCACGGAUCUGGACCAGACCGACCAGGAGGAGGGGGUGGCGGAACGCCCGCCCACGCAGCCAAAGAGGAAUCGGAAACCGCUGCAGACGCUGUCUGGAAACUUCAGUCGCCGCUCGAGGAGCGUGGAGGUGGAGCAACGCCAGCAGACGACACCCGCCGGGAGAAAGGAUCGGAGGGAUCGCACGCUCAACGGACUGUUGCAGGCCAAGGACCAGCAGCUGGAGCAGCUGGUGCAGCGCCUUUCCACCCUGCAUAAGUACAACGAACAGUUCGCCAAGGAGAACGAGCGGCUGCGCACCGACAGCUCCCAGCUGGAGAGCCGUCUAGCGGUGGCGGAGCAGCAGGUGACCAAUUGCGACCGCUGCCAGGAGCUCAACCAGAAGCUGGGCGUCGUUCUUGGGCAGAACAGAACGCUGGUGAACGACGUGGACAUGUUAAAGACUCUCGUCUUCCGUUUAAAUGUGCAGAUCGAGAACUACCAGGAUCAGCGCAGGAACGGGGAGAAAGAAUCGACGAGCUCGGCAGCGGCAGCCUGCUCCUCAGCCUUCACCGGCUGUCAGCCCCUGCCCACGCACACAUUGGGCCCGCUACUGCAGGCCUACGACGAAUCCAUCCGCGACAAGGACGCUCUCCUGUUGCAGUACAACACAGAGUUCGAGCACUUCACGUGCGAGCUGAAGCGCGCCCUGGAGGAUAACACAAAGCUGUUGCAGUCCCAGGAGCAACUGCGCCGCGACCUGGGGGGAUGGCGGGAAGAGCGUGUCUGCCUCCAGGCGCAGCUGGGCGUUUGCCGCUCAAAGGCCGAGGCGCAAACACGCAAGACCGACCUGGCCAAGGAGAAGCUGGUGGAGGUGAUGCACUGCUACGAACAACGGAUGCAGACGCUCCUUCUGGACAUGGACCAUCUGCAGGCGGCCUACGCCCGCACCAAAUCGGAGCUUGCAGCCCUUAGGAGCACCGCUGUCCCCAAUGCCACAAGCGCACCCAAUGCAGCAGCAGGUCCAGUCGAGGUGGAGGCAAUGCAUCAGUGUCAGACUCUGCUGGAGGAACUGAAGCAGGAGCACGUCAGAGAGCGCUCCUCUCUGCAGGAUCAGCUGAAGGCGAGCUCCAUGCGGGCCGCCGCCCUUGCCCGCAGCACGGAGAAGGCCAAACACUCUCGGGACCGACUGAAAGCCCGUCUUCGCAUGGCCCUGCAGUGGGCCCAGAAGCUGGAGGCGGGCCAGACGGAGAUGAGGGAAACCUACGACGCAGUGCGACGCCUUGAGGUGCUCGUCAAGCACAAGGAGUCACAAAUGCGCGGCCUGCACGCCCGCAACGUAGAGGAGCUGGACAAGCUGCGUCACAGGCUCGAGCAGAAGGACGAGACUAUCCGCACCCUCCUGCGUGGCAAGCUGGAGCGACGCCCUGCCGUAGACUAGACCUGGAC
Molecule: messenger RNA, 1466 nt
Organism: Drosophila persimilis
Lineage: Eukaryota; Metazoa; Arthropoda; Insecta; Diptera; Drosophilidae
Gene: Cep89
Product: protein Cep89 homolog
Exons: 3
Coding region: 19-1458 (479 amino acids)
Biological process (GO): cilium assembly; mitochondrion organization; chemical synaptic transmission
Cellular component (GO): ciliary transition fiber; centriole
Source: RefSeq, a predicted model, not a curated record